Molecule: messenger RNA, 2950 nt
Organism: Diachasmimorpha longicaudata
Lineage: Eukaryota; Metazoa; Arthropoda; Insecta; Hymenoptera; Braconidae
Gene: TAF1C-like
Exons: 5
Coding region: 391-2643 (750 amino acids)
Biological process (GO): transcription by RNA polymerase I
Cellular component (GO): fibrillar center
Molecular function (GO): RNA polymerase I core promoter sequence-specific DNA binding
Source: RefSeq, a predicted model, not a curated record
GGCACCCAACCACUAGGGUUUUGGAUAAUCUCUAUCCAUGUUGUACCUGCUCGCCGAUCAAUAAUGAGGUUAUGGGUCACAAAAUAUCCAUUUUUUUCUGAUAACGUCCAAGAUUAACAAAAUUUCAUAGUCCGGGAUAUUUAGUCCUUAAAUGCAGUGGUUUUUGACAUCCUUAUUUUAUUACUCAGUCAUUAGAACUGGAAUUUGAUGUCAAGUUCUGUCACGUGGGUAUGUGCAUAAAAUGCCGCAAAAUCCUGGUGGUGUUGUGUUUACUAAAAGUAAACGUGAGCAGAAACGUUUUUAGGAAGUGUGUCAACAAGAACUCACCAACCGGGAUUUCAUGACAUAUUGUGUUGAACCAGUUAAUGCCACUGAUUAUAUGAUUAAAUCAUGUCACAACCGAAAAAUUGUGGUGCGAAGGAACGUUUAAAAACUCAGGAUCGUGCCUUAAUUUAUCUCCAAGGAGAAAAUUGGCUCUACGAUGAACGUCACUCAGUUUUUGCUUAUGACACACCCGGGUUGAAUUUAAAUAAGAAUCCAUGGAUCGAGGAAUGGAAUGUGGAAACUGCCAGGAACCUUUGCCAGCCAUUCCCAUGGCACUGUGAUUAUCCGAAGCCUCUGUUGCCUCCUGCCAGAUUGUCCAGGGGUGUUCUCUGUCAAGGUGAUCCUGGACUAGAUUUCCUUUGGAGAAAAACUUAUAUCGCAGAAGAUGUAGAACACAUGAGUAGAUACUUCAAGCGGAAAUUGAUAAACUUGGAUUUGGGUGUAAAAGAUAUAAAAUUCAAGAGCACAGGAUUGACAUCUACGACAGUCCUCCCUAGAUUCGUAGCAGAUCUAUCCGAACUCAUGGAGAUGGAUCCCGACCCUGAGUUCAACGGGAAAUAUAACUACUAUUUCAAUGGUGGGUCUCUAGCCAACAUCAAGAUAAAUGACGAGAAUAUUCUGGUAUUUCCAUAUAUGCAGGAGUUGAUUAGUGCACCUCUUGUCUAUCGCGGAAGCUCCAUCUGGAGACCGAAUUUAAAAAGGGCAGCCAAAUGUGAGCUUGAGAGUCAGGUGUUCGAGUUGAAACAGGCUGCUUAUGACAGGGGCUAUCAGAUGAUGGCAAGAGCUAAACAUUCGUGUGAAUUCUUCUCUGUCACUCAGAAAGGGGACAAGUUGAAAUUGAUGAGCAAGCACAGGCAUACAUCCUCGACUCCACUGAUAUCUGCCGAUAUCAAUCCAUUCGAUCCGACUGAAUUCUGUAUUGUGAAUAUUAAGGAGACGAUAGCACUACGUAAUUUGGAAACGGGGAAGAAAUUGAAGGCUGAAUUGAUGAAAACAACGGUCGAGGAUAAAUGGAGGAGUGUUAAAUUCCAGAAGUGGAAGCCUCAUAUUGUGACCCUGGCUGACAGAUCAUCUAUCCAUUACUUGGAUACAAGGUGCUCCAUAAACAAGCCUGUACUUACCAUGCACCCAAAGCCCUACAUGAAUGAUCACGAGUGGAUAUCCCUCGAAAUACCCAGUAAUAACGAGGCAUGUCACUACGUUGGUACUUACCAGAGCCUAUUAAUGCUUGACAGCAGACAUCCAGAGGACCCCGUUCGACAGAAAUGGACCCAUCAGCUCCAAAGUGCCCCAAUAACGGGCAAUAUUCUCUUCAACAAUGGCAGGGAGGUCGUUACAUUAGCAACACAACUGCCAGGUGAUGUAAAAAUAAUAUUAAAUACUUGGGAAGACUCUGACGAACCUCACAGCUUUCACCUACCCUAUGCACCUCCAAGUGUGCUCGAUACACUGCGAGAAAGCCAACUGCUAGGGAAAUGCUUAGAUCCAUUGAUGAGGAUAAGACUGAAAUUAUCCACGGCUGGGUCUCAAUUGAUUCAAGACGAGUCCCAGAAUAUUUACUUCUUCACCCAAAAUUCUAUUGGUGAUAUUUUCUAUCAAGGUCUCAAUUACGAAGAGGUGUUGGAUAAAAAUUCUUACGUGAAUACAAAUGCUUAUUAUGCGUUGGAAGUCUGGGAGAAAAGAAUGCUGGCGCAGAAUUAUGUUGCACCUCUGGUUCUUUCUGACCAAUCGAACAUGGAAGCAGUAUUCAAUGCAUUCACGAAUAAAGACCUGAAGUAUCAGGCGCCGGUGAGGAAGAUUUGGAAGGAUAGAGAGAGAUCACCUCGAAGAAAAAAAUGCAACGAAGGGAAGAAGAGGAAAACGUUGGAAGAGGAAGAAUCCGCACCCAGUUGGAAGCAUUCGAUAAAACGAUUGAGUCAGUACACUGACCGACUCGCACCAGCACUCCUAGAAGUUUGGGAGGUCACUGGGCAGAAGGAUCAAGGGCCUCAAACUGGGCCCACCGAGAAAGUGCUGAAUUGGCUGCAAUACUCAGGGGACGGAACUCAAGAGCCUUUAUUGAGCCAAGGGGCGUUAGAAGACGAGGGAGAUGACUGUGUGUUGACUCCAGUGGUUAGUCAAGAGCUGAUCAGUGUGUCACAGCAACAGGAGCCUCGAAAUUACGUUCAAGAUGUUGAUGGGAAUAUUCAGCAUGGAGAGUUCAUCGAGGAUUCAUUCGCACAUGAAGAUUAUGUACCUCUUCAAAGACCCGCUCGAAUGGAGAGGCUUGAUAAACGAAAGGAGGCGAAGAGAAGGAACAAUUUCACUGUCGGAUUUUAGUUGAUAAGUGUUGGCUUAAAAAUUGUCGGUGGUCCGUUUCAGUACGACACACGAUGAAUCUCGAAGGACAUAAAAGUAUUAUUUUUUUUAUUGAUUUUGAUGAAAUGAUUGGAGGGCGAGUGUUCGAAAAUAUUAGAUUGGAGAUGAAGAAGAGGAACAAUUUCAGUUUAUUUUGUAAAUUAUUUUGUGUUGCUGUACUUCGUGAAAUUAUGGAUGUCUCCAUAAAUAUUUUCAUUGUAGGUGAUAAAUUGAAGCAUUUGUAUGUUUCAACUAAUUUUGAAUAAAGUCUUUCAUACGAUUUCGUAAA